Sinocyclocheilus anshuiensis is the source of this 1718-nucleotide messenger RNA. RefSeq names its product cytochrome P450 2K1-like. The record is from RefSeq and is a predicted model, not a curated record. Gene Ontology annotation, molecular function: iron ion binding; oxidoreductase activity, acting on paired donors, with incorporation or reduction of molecular oxygen, reduced flavin or flavoprotein as one donor, and incorporation of one atom of oxygen; heme binding. NCBI's taxonomy places the organism in Eukaryota, Metazoa, Chordata, Actinopteri, Cypriniformes, Cyprinidae. Gene Ontology annotation, biological process: xenobiotic metabolic process. The transcript is spliced from 9 exons. Bases 32 to 1546 code for a protein of 504 amino acids. Gene Ontology annotation, cellular component: cytoplasm; intracellular membrane-bounded organelle.
CUUCAGUUGAGGAGAGUGCCUCAGAGAGAAAAUGUCUGUUGUCGAGUCACUGCUGCAGUUUUCCAGCACAGGUACAUUACUGGGAGCGUUGCUGAUGCUUCUGGUUUUGUAUUUGCUUUCCUCUGGAUCCAAAUCUCAGAAAGAAGGGAAAGAGCCACCGGGACCCAAACCACUGCCGCUGUUGGGGAACCUGCUGACCCUUGACCUCACGAGACCCUUUGACACCUUUUUUGAGCUCUCCAAAAGCUACGGGAACAUAUUCCAAGUGUUUUUGGGUCCCAAAAAAACUGUGGUCUUAGUUGGAUACAAAACCGUCAAAGAAGCUCUUGUGAAUCAUGCAGAAGAGUUCGGCGACAGAGAUAUUGCACCUAGUUUCAGGAUAAUGAAUGACGAACAUGGGAUCAUCUUUUCCAAUGGAGAGAACUGGAAAGAAAUGCGACGCUUCGCUCUCAGCAACCUGCGGGACUUUGGGAUGGGCAAGAGAGGAAGUGAAGAGAAAAUCAUAGAGGAAAUUCAGUAUCUGAAAGGAGAGUUUAAUAAGUUUGAAGAGAAACCCUUCGACACGACACAGCCGGUGAACUACGCUGUGUCAAACAUCAUCUCAUCUAUCGUGUACGGCAGCAGAUUUGAAUACACAGACCCUCAAUUCACUGAAAUGGUCGACAGAGCAAAUGAAAAUGUUCGGGUUAGUGGAUCGGCAUCUAUGAUGAUUUAUAAUAUAUUUCCGUGGUUGGGUCCAAUCCUAAAAAACAAAAGGAUUAUUGUAAACAAUAUUGUGCAAAGUAGACAACAGAUGAUGAAGUUGAUCAAUGGACUUCUGGAGACUCUGAAUCCACAAGACCGCAGAGGAUUUGUCGACUCGUUUCUCAUCCGCAAACAGAACGACGAGCAAUCAGGCAAGAAGGACUCCUAUUUUCAUGAGGAGAAUCUUAUGAUGUCUGUGACAGAUCUGUUUAUCGCUGGUACCGACACCACAGGAACGACUCUGCGCUGGGGUCUGAUGCUUAUGGCUAAAUACCCUCAUAUACAGGAUCGAGUUCAGGAGGAGAUUGACAGAGUGAUCGGUGGACGUCAGACAGUGGUGGAAGACAGAAAGAAAUUACCUUAUACAGAUGCUGUGAUUCAUGAAACCCAGAGACUGGCAAACAUAGUGCCCAUGAAUCUCCCUCAUAUGACCAGCUGUGACGUUACCUUCAAUGGAUACUUCAUCAAGAAGGGCACCAUUGUAGUUCCUCUGCUGACGUCUGUUUUGAAGGAUCCGAGCGAAUGGGCAAAACCAAACAGCUUUUACCCAGAACACUUCCUUGAUGAGACGGGCCAGUUCAUCAAGAGAGAUGCUUUCAUGCCCUUUUCUGCAGGACGCAGGAUGUGUCUUGGAGAGGGUUUGGCCAGGAUGGAGCUCUUCCUGUUCUUCACCUCCCUCCUUCAGAGCUACCGCUUCACGACUCCACCUGGAGUGUCUGGAGAUGAGCUGGAUCUCAAAGGAGUAGUCGGAGUCACGGUGAAUCCAUCGCCACACAAGCUGUGUGCGAUCAGACGCUCCUGAUUGAAGAAAAUAAAAUCAGAAAACACAGAAACAUGAUUGUAGCAUGAUUUGGGUGUUGUUUUUUUUCAUUUUACAGUAUUUGCUCUUCUGAGUGAAUGUAUACAGUGCAGUGGCGGCUUGUCGGGGGAGGCAGGGGAGGCACAGCUUCCCCAAAAUUUUGAGGUGAAAAUGA